Cylas formicarius (sweet potato weevil) is the source of this 1169-nucleotide messenger RNA. RefSeq lists its product as uncharacterized. NCBI's taxonomy places the organism in Eukaryota, Metazoa, Arthropoda, Insecta, Coleoptera, Brentidae. The record is from RefSeq and is a predicted model, not a curated record. The coding region runs from base 453 to 836 and encodes 127 amino acids. The transcript is spliced from 3 exons.
GAUAACCGUUUGCGUUCCCCGUGUUUACUUCGCGAUCCCCAUUAGCGAUCGCAAAUGUGAGACGGAAACCGCGAAAGUCGUUAAAGGAAAAGAAGAACAAUAAUUUUCGAAAAUACUCGAAGGACGACGCGAUCUCCGCGUUAUCGCUAAUCUCGAAACCGGUACGACUAUUAGGAACGAUUUAAACUGAUAAGUUUUAUUUAUCUGGUUUCGUAAAUUUCGGUAAACCGCGUUUAGUAUCGAACGUAAAUCGCCUUACGGCCCGUCGGUUUGACCUAGAGACUUCGGGGAUUCUAAAAACGGAACCGCAAACAAAAAUACGUCCAAAUGUUUGUCCCCCGACAAUCAGUAUUCCGUUUUUAUCUGUAGGUCGUAUAUUAUUAAAUCCGAAUCGAUUCCGAAGUUAAACAAAUUAAGGUUGUUGUUGUUGUUGUCGUCGUAUUAUAUCCGCGAUGUUCGUGUUUUGGGCCAUCGUCGCGUUUCUGGUUUUGUUGUUAUUGUACGGUUGUAUGCAGGACAAAAUUAAAACGCGCGAAAGGUACCUGGAGUACGAGGCAAUCGAUGGGUAUAUAGUCGUAGCGCAACAACAUGGCCAGCACAUAUUCAACAUCAGCGGCCGAGUGCCAGAGCAACACCAUUGCACUCCAGACGCGUACCUGACAGUCGAACAUAUAAACGUAACAAACCAGAUGAACAAACCGAGUUGCUACAAUGAUGAACCGCCAUCGUACGAAGACGCAAUAAAAAUGGUUCAGGGUGGUACCGCGCAUGCUCCGGCCACGCAGCAGCCUCACAGCGCAGCUGCGAUUCCAGCGGUACACAGGCUGAGCGUCUGAGACGAUCCUCGUAGCUAGAGGAGCACUGCAGUACGCUCACCCAACGUUUCAGGGCGUGUGGUUAAUUAUUCCAAAAUUUGUACCAGGAAGACGUUCGUCCAGAUUACUCAGCGCCGUAUUUAUUUAAUUUUGUACAUAAAUAAACGAAAAUGUGAUUGUGAUAAGUUUAAGACUUGUGAUAAGUGCUAAGUAAAAUUAAGUGCCUAUAUGUAGAGGUCCGACCAAGAUGUGUGUACAUAAUGUGUAUGUGUUAUGUAAUGUCGAACGCGAUUUGGGAUGUCAUUGUCCUUUCCAGGAUCGAAUAAAAAUCUCAGUUGUAGAUAAUAAAAGUAU